AUGCCUAGUGACGCGUCUCCGGACCACUCAUACGAUGAAGAUGGAGAUUUUUUUAUUGAGGAGGAGGUUAAUGGCAUUUAUCAUGAUGAAAUGGAUGACUCCGAGUACCAGAGUUACUCUUACGGUGAAGAAGAUGAACUAGAAGAGGAGACAUACGAUGGAGAGGAAGCAAACGAGACUGUGGGGAGUGACGAAACUAGGAUGAGUUUCCGGAAUGCAGAGCAUCAAGUCCAUGGGAACGGUGCACGAAACAUAUCUAGGCAUCGUCUUGAUUCCGGCAGACCCUCCACUUUGCAUGAGCUCCUGCAUUCUUUAGCUUAUCCAUCAGAGGAAGGAUUGCGGCAUGAUUACCGAAAUAAUGGCAUUAACGUCUCUGGACGGCUCAAUUUUGCAGAGUUGUUACCAGAGAUGCUGAAUUUUGUUCCUGACGCUGGACGGUCGAGGUCUACCGCCAAUGGCAUGAUGAAGCUUAUCGGAAACAUUGAAAAGGCGGAACAGGACACUUAUCUGGCGUUGGAAAGCCUACGCAACAUAUCGGAACAACUUCUCAUGCUGAAUCCACUGACAGCGGAGCGUGUAAUACCGCAGGAUGAUCUGUUGGCCACUGUUUUAAGGCUACUGUCCAAUCCGCAGCUUCAGGAGGAGCUCGAGCUGCAACUUGCGGGGUGUCGUUGUCUCUACAACAUUUUCGAAGUCAACCCGGAAAUGAUCGCUGUUGCCGUUGAUGACAACGCCAUCGAUGUCCUUAGAGAUAAGCUUCUAGAAAUAAACUACAUUGAUUUAGCCGAACAGGUUUUAGAAACCCUUGAAUUCAUUUCGAGGAUUAACGGGCAGGAUAUUUUAGAAUCGGGUUGUCUGGUUGCUUGCAUGCAGUACAUGGAUUUUUUCACUACGCAUGCACAAAGAAAAGUUGUUGCGAUAGUGGCAAAUUCAUGUGCAAGGGCUAAAGAUGAAGACUAUGAUGAAAUGCAAGAGGUUUUCCCGCUUUUGAAGACGGUUUUUAUCAAUUCAUCAGACCAAGUGAUUUCAAACAGGUCCCUAGACGCCGUUUAUGGGAUAUGUCAAGGUGUAGCUGAUAUGGGUCAAGCUUUAGAAUCGUUUUUUGAUCUAGAAGUCAUGCAGCGCUUAAUGCAUAUCGUUUCAAUUUCGGAAUUUGAGCUUGAUUCUAAGCUCAAGGCGUUGGAUAUUCUUUCUCAAUUGGUGCUGAAUAGCAGCAAGCUAUCAACUGACAUUAUUUUCUCUGAAAAGGUACCGCUAAUGUUGGAGGGCUGCAUUAACCAGUUCAGGAAAACGUCAGACUCGGCCUUACACGAGACGUUGAUGUUUGUUCCCAAGCCAUUGCUUACGAGUGUUUCGCGCUUUUUGGUUUUGCUCUUACCGGUGGAGGAUUUUCAACUGUUGACAACUGACAACUUCAAGAAGCCUGAUGUGUCAAAUUUGAUUGGGUAUAUCGAAAACUUGGCAGCACAAGUGACGCCAGUUUUAGUGGAAAUUUACACCAAUUCUAUUGAUUUCGAAAUAAGAAAAUAUGUGUUACUCGCACUUCUGAGAAUAUGCUCUUCGUUGGAGCCUGCAAAAGCCUCAGUGUUGGAUGAUAAUUUAGUUGGUAUGCUUGCAUCAACUCUUGCUCAAAACAAAAGCAUUUAUGAAUCUAGCAAUGGUCACGAUUACGAUGCUGGAUUUCUUCUACUGGGCAUACUUUGUCUUGUGUUGCAGUCAGCAACCAAGUUCUCGGCAAGAUUCUUCCCUGCCUUUAAAAGAGAGGGCGUUUUUGAUGUCUUGAAAUCCCUUUCAGAUUUCAUCGCGGGAUCUGAAGCUAGACAGGAAAAUGCGGCCAAAGAUAAGUUUGAAGAAAAAGAUGACGUUGAUUCAGCGAGCGACAGUGACGAUGGGGAUGCGAUGUCGUUUAAUGCCACUGACAUCCCACCUCAAGUCACACCCCGGAAGCUUGUAUUCAAAGUAUUUCGGAAGAUGGCUGGGUUCUACAUUUUCUGGAAAAUAAGUGACCUUACCGCCCAGAUAAUGUCUCUAAGGGACAACACUGUAUCGAAAGCUAGAGAGAUUUUAGAUGUUGAGGAGUGGAUUAAUCACAUGAAAGAAGUAUCAUUAGUGAAUUAUUCUUCCCAGAACUGGGCAAACCUUUGGGCAGAUGUCAAAUCAUUGCUAUUUUCAGAAACAUUCACAAUAUCUAGUUUUGAGCUAGUAUCAACGGGUAUGGUAAGCGCCAUGUGGGCAGUCAUUUCGCGUUAUCCAAAUUGUCAAAAAGAAUUUCAAGAAGGCUUUGGCAAAGGGCUUCCGAUGUUAGUUGAGGCCUUGCAGUCAGCAAUAACACGCCUCGAAACACUUCCAAUAACGGAAUGUGGACUGCCAAGUGAAGAAGGGCGUGCUGCGUCUUUGGGCAAGCAGGUAAAGAUAAGGCUGGAGUUUGAAAAAACAGGAGAUGAAUAUUCCCCACCCGCUAAUUUGCAUUCUGUUGUCAUUUGCAUUCACUGCGUUGCAUCUUUUCGCGCAUUGAAUGAUUUUCUCAGGCAUCGAAUUUUGCAGUCUCAACUCCUCACUUCCCUUACCAUAGCUUCCAGCUCCAAUAGGAAGUUUAAUGCUGAAGAAUGGAAAGAUAAGGAGUUUGAGUUUUUCGUCGAUGGUAAGCCCCAGCGUUUAUCUGAGACAAUUUUUAGCGCCGUAUUCAAGUCGUUUCUCUGCAAAAAUGAAGAUAUCUCUCAAAAAUGGGGCGAAACUCAGGUGAUCACCUACCGCAUCACUGACUUGAAGUCGAGCGUCGAAGAAAGCUCGCAAAUAUAUGCAAACGACAUCUCCGAGGUGAAUGUUCCUACACCACUAAAAGACGUACUGGGGUUAUUGAGUUUUUGCAGACGCAAGGAUCUGCCGGCUGAUUUAUUCAUAAAUUCAAAAUUGAGUGCCAAACUAUCAAGGCAACUUGAGGAACCGUUGAUUGUUGCCGGUGGAAUACUUCCACCAUGGACCUUGUACGUUACCAAAUAUUAUUCAUUUCUAUUUCCUAUCGAAACGAGAAUGUUUUUCCUUCAAAGCACCUCGUUUGGAUACGGGAGACUCAUACAGCUUUGGCGACAACGUACGGGCGAUGACAAAGCAUCCGGGGAGACCACUUUACAACAACUUGGGCGCCCAGGAAGACACAAGCUACGCAUUUCGAGAGAAAAUGCCUUUUUGAGUGCUCUUAAGAUAUUGGCAAAAUAUGGAUCAACGCCCAAUAUGUUGGAGGUCGAAUAUCAAAAUGAGGUCGGGUCGGGGCUGGGUCCGACUCUUGAGUUUUAUGCCACAAUCUCAAAGGAAUUUGCUAAAAAAUCACACUUGAUGUGGAGAAGGAACGACUACGGUCUAUCGGGAAGCGAUAAUUUUGAGACAAGUUUAUUGUUCCCAGCGCCUUUAGCAAACAAUGCAGACAGCCCGAAAAUUUUAGAACUAUUUGAACACUUGGGUAACUUUGUUUCGAGAUCAAUGCUCGAUAAUCGAAUUCUAGACUUUCGAUUCAGCGAAGCCUUUUUCCAGCUGGCUCAUACCUCUGCUAGGGGUGACAAAGUCGAUCUUACUAACAGAGCCGUCUGUUUGGACCUCUUGCAUUUGGUCGAUCCUCAGAUUGAAAAGUCCAUUGCAUAUCUUUUGGAUCAAAAGAACGCCAGCGAGGUAGAGAAUCUGGCUUUAACAUUUUACCUAUCAGGUUAUGAUAUUGAACUAGUUACCGGUGGGAAAAACAUCGUGGUCACGUCGGAAAAUUUAGAAGUAUACCUUGAAAAACUACUAGAUCAAUUGUUGGGAUCCGGAGUUCAAAAGCAGAUUCAAAGUUUUAUCGAUGGUUUCUCUCGCGCAUUCCCUUACGCUUCGCUACUAAUAUUUAGUCCGGCGGAAUUGACCAAUUUGUUUGGAAUGAUUGAAGAAGACUGGACAACGGAAACCCUAUACUCCUACAUUAAUGCUGAUCACGGUUACACCAUGGACUCGGUAUCAAUACAUGAUUUUGUCUCAAUUUUAUCCGAUUUUAUUCCUGAGGAACGGCGUCUUUUCUUACAAUUUUUGACUGGAUCGCCAAAAUUGCCUAUUGGUGGAUUUGAAAGUUUGAAUCCCAAGUUUACAGUCGUUAUGAAACAUGCCGAUGAAGGCAUGCAACCAGAUCAUUAUUUGCCAAGCGUCAUGACAUGUGCCAAUUACUUAAAACUUCCGAAAUACAGCUCUAAAUCGGUGAUGCGUUCUCGAAUAAUUCAAGCAAUGAAAGAAGGCGGCAACGCAUUUUUACUCUCUUGA
Molecule: messenger RNA, 4278 nt
Organism: Lachancea mirantina
Lineage: Eukaryota; Fungi; Ascomycota; Saccharomycetes; Saccharomycetales; Saccharomycetaceae
Source: the annotation of a GenBank genome assembly